UAUUUAAUAAUUGUCAAUAGCGAUAAAUAUGUAUUAAAAUGUGUUUCUUGUUCAUUGCUGCUGGUUUACGGCUAGUUUCUAUUUCACCAUGUUCCUCCUGUCUAAAAAUCAACCUGCCGAGUGGCUACGAAGCGAGCCGAAGAUUUAUGUUCAAGCGCAACUUUUCUGCGCAUGUCAUUCUAAUUUUUGGAUCAAUGUUUUUUAAAAUGGUCGUAACGUAUUUUAUGUCAGCAAUUUGUAACACUGCAAGUGAGAUCAUGUCCGACGAAGAUGAUUAUAUGUCAGAUAAAUUUCUUGAGAGUCUUCAACAAAAUGCCAACAAAAGCUCUUCUAGUUUAAUUUAUAAACAAUCUGAGAAAAGACGGCUUGAAGUAGCUAAACGAAAAGCUGAACACGAUGCCAGGGUUAGAGAAAAAAAUAAAUCUUCACGGGUUAUGGAGAAAGAAUUGAGAGACAAACAAAUGUCUGAAGAAUUAACAUCUGAUAAUAAGGGUUUUGAAAUGUUAAUGAAGAUGGGCUACAAACCGGGUCAAGGUAUUGGAAAAAAUCUCCACGGUUCUUCGGAACCGAUACCCAUAAAUAUAAAAUCUGAUAGAUCAGGCUUGGGUAAAAGUAACAACUCUAGUUCGAUUAAUAAAAAAAAAAUAAAUCCGACCGCUAAGCUGGAGAGCAUGAAAACGGAGGACUUUCGCGAUAGAAUAGCGAUGAAAAAAUUACAACAGUUGCUGGAGAUCGAUUUAUUUAAAAGCCAAAAAGUGUGUGAACAGUUGGAUACCAAAAGUGGUAUCAACGAACCCGUUGAGUUAUGGUACUGGCCUAAAGUGGAGAAAGAGAAGAAAUCUGAUGAAGAAAAUGAAGAUGGAGAUGAAAAUAAAGAUGAUGAAGAUGAUAAUGAAGAUGAUGAUACUAAUGAAAUUCCUGCUGCGGAGAAAUUACAAAUUAUAAAUAAAUAUUUGAGGGAUAAAUAUUUUUACUGCAUCUGGUGUGGUACAGAUUUUAAUGAUGGCGAUGAUUUAGCUGAUAAUUGUCCUGGAGAUACGCGCAGUGAUCAUUAAUUAUUUUAUUUAUUAAAUUUAUAUAUAAGUUUUUUUAAUUUAAAUAAUAGAUAAUAAAAAUAUUGUCAUCAGCUGAUUCAGAAAAUUAUUGUUUGAUACUAUUAACACCUAGCGGGAGUUAAAUCAUCGCAAUGGGUGGGCAAAAAAUUUCUUAUAAAACCUGAACGUUGAUCCAGAAUUCUCUCAAUUCAUGUGUAAUUCUUGAAGGUCGCUGAUUGAAAUAGAGUUUUUGAUACUUAAA
Cotesia glomerata is the source of this 1296-nucleotide messenger RNA. RefSeq names its product G patch domain-containing protein 11. Lineage: Eukaryota; Metazoa; Arthropoda; Insecta; Hymenoptera; Braconidae. Bases 39 to 1055 code for a protein of 338 amino acids. Gene Ontology annotation, cellular component: kinetochore. The record is from RefSeq and is a predicted model, not a curated record. The transcript has 4 exons. Gene Ontology annotation, molecular function: nucleic acid binding.